AUUCACUCUGAUAUACAGGGCCAGCCAUAAGCUGUAUGGUGGAAAUAACUUAAACUGCCUUGGCUGGAGGAGGCGAGGCAAUGUGUGGGAAGGGACAGGGUGUCCUGGCAGAGCUGAGGACCAGUAGGAGGAGUCUGUGCCUGAGCGGAUGAGAUUGAGGGCUGCGCCUGGGUCCAGCUAACUCCUGUGCACACAGGGGCUGGGAAGAGCAAAGGCAGGGGUGGCUGCCGUGAGCACCAUGCCAGGCCUGCUGCAGAGGGGGGCUCUGCCCUGGGCGCUGCUGCUGCUUCUCUUAGACUUUCAGCUCCUGCUGACCCAUGCCUGGCAUUUCCAUGAGCAAAGGGACUGUGACGAAUCCAAUGUCAUGGCUCGUUACCUCCCUGCCACAGUGGAAUUUGCCAUACACACCUUCAACCAACAGAGCAAGGACCACUAUGCCUACAGACUGGUGCACAUCUUGAAUUCCUGGAAGGAGCAGGUGGAGUCCAAGACCAUAUUCUCAAUGGAGCUCCUGCUGGGGAGAACUAGGUGUGGGAAAUUUGAAGAGGACAUUGACAACUGCCCUUUCCAAGAAAGCCCAGAGCUGAACGAUACUUUCACCUACUUCUUCACCAUCAGCACCAGGCCCUGGAGGACACACUUCGGCCUCCUGAACAAGACCUGCCUGGAAGGAUUUCACUGAGGGAAAGCCACUCCCAGGCCUGGGUGUGUACUGCUCCCACAUUCUGUGGUCAUCAGCACUUCUCUCCUGACGACUCUCCAGUGACGGACCAGCUCUGUACUUCUCCUCGUAACCUAUACCUGGUGUUUCCAAGAGAAAGAGGAGUGGAAUGACCAAAAACUAAUUGCUGUUUAUCUCCCUUUCACCCUGGAAUUUGCCGUGUACACAUUCAACCAGCAGAGCAAGGACUGGUAUGCCUACAAGCUGGUGCGUGUCCUGGAUUCCUGGAAGGAGCAGGGUUAUGAUAAGAUGACUUUCUCCAUGAAUCUGCAACUGGGCCGAACCACAUGUGGGAAAUUUGAAGACGACAUUGACAACUGUCCUUUUCAACAAGGCCCAGAGCUGAACAAUACCCACACCUGCUUCUUCACCAUCAGCAUAGAACCCUGGAGGACACAUUUUGAACUCUGGAACAAGACAUGCUCAGCCGGGCGUUCCUGAGUGGGACCCAGCCACGCGCCUGGCCACGUGCUGUCGGCUCCUUUCCAGCACACCCGCAGAUCCUCAACACGGCCCUGCAGUGCCUGAGCAGCUCUGUGCUCACGUGUUCUUAUUUUCCAUGUGUUAGAUGCUCAUGCUCAGGUAUUUUAGAAAUUCUUCAUUGUCUAAGUUGAUCAUGUAGUAUACGUCUUAGCAAUUAGCAUUUUAA
Cebus imitator (Panamanian white-faced capuchin) is the source of this 1370-nucleotide messenger RNA. RefSeq names its product cystatin 9 like (gene CST9L). Gene Ontology annotation, biological process: antimicrobial humoral response. The transcript is spliced from 6 exons. Lineage: Eukaryota; Metazoa; Chordata; Mammalia; Primates; Cebidae. The coding region runs from base 239 to 682 and encodes 147 amino acids. The record is from RefSeq and is a predicted model, not a curated record. Gene Ontology annotation, molecular function: cysteine-type endopeptidase inhibitor activity.